Molecule: messenger RNA, 1624 nt
Organism: Neofelis nebulosa (Clouded leopard)
Lineage: Eukaryota; Metazoa; Chordata; Mammalia; Carnivora; Felidae
Gene: VAX2
Product: ventral anterior homeobox 2
Exons: 3
Coding region: 16-888 (290 amino acids)
Biological process (GO): regulation of DNA-templated transcription; central nervous system development; brain development
Molecular function (GO): DNA binding; DNA-binding transcription factor activity, RNA polymerase II-specific
Source: RefSeq, a predicted model, not a curated record
GCGGUGGCGGCCGGCAUGGGCGAUGGGGGCGCGGAGCGCGACCGCGGCCCCGCACGCCGGGAGUCGCGCGGCGGGCGCGGCGGGGACCGCGGCGGAGCGGAGGACUCGGGCGCCGAUGCCGGCCGCCGCAGCCCAAGGGAGAUUGCGGGGACCUCCGCCUCUAGCCCCGCGGGCUCCAGAGAGAGCGGCGCCGACAGCGACGGCCAGCCCGGGCUCGGAGAGGCAGACCACUGCCGCCGCAUCCUGGUGCGAGACGCCAAAGGGACCAUCCGGGAGAUUGUCCUGCCUAAGGGUUUGGACUUGGACCGGCCCAAGCGGACCCGCACAUCCUUCACGGCUGAGCAGCUGUACCGCCUGGAAAUGGAGUUCCAGCGCUGCCAGUAUGUGGUGGGCCGAGAGCGCACCGAGCUGGCCCGCCAGCUGAACCUCUCCGAGACCCAGGUGAAGGUCUGGUUCCAGAACCGCCGCACCAAACAGAAGAAAGACCAGAGCAGAGACCUGGAGAAGCGGGCGUCCUCCUCGGCCUCCGAGGCCUUUGCCACAUCCAACAUCCUGCGGCUGCUGGAGCAGGGCCGGCUGCUGUCUGUGCCUAGGGCCCCCGGCCUACUGGCGCUGACCCCUGGCCCACUGGGCCUGCCUGCCAGCCACAGGGGCACCUCACUGGGUGACCCCAGGAACUCCUCCCCGUGCCUCAACCCACUGACCUCAGCGUCCGCGUCCCCGCCCCUGCCACCCCCUCCACCGGCCCUCUGCUUUUCCACUGCCCCACUCCUGGACCUGUCUGCCUGCUAUGAACUGGGCUCCUCGGCCUUCGCGCCCUACAGCAGGCUAGAACGGAGAGUGGGCAGCCCCAGCGGCAGCAGCGGUGACAAGAAAGCCAACAUUUAAGCCUCCACCUCCCUGCGACACCGAGUCCCCAAGCACGGCACCACCCCUGCCUCCCCUGCCCCAUGGACUGCCCUGAGCAGGCUCCCAGAGAGGCGGGCAGCCUCACAUCUGGCCCCACCUGCCUUUCAACUCAGAGACUGUUGCCAGAAGGCCUUGGUCCCGCAGCUUGUGUGUGCGAGUGCAGUGUGCGUGUGUGUGCCUCUCACUGAAAUAAAAGGAAACAAUGACAAGAAGGGAAACAGAGUCUCCACAGCACCACCACUGCCCCCCGAUCCCAUCCCUCCCUCUCCUCACCGGGAAGGAAAAUGGGCUGAGCCAGGAGGCCUCUAAUGGGAGGGAGCAAAAACUGAGCCACGUUCACAGUUACAGGGGAUGGGGUACCACACUCCUACUCCCAAUUAGAGCUUCUGCCUGGGCAUUGCAAAGCCCAUGAUAGCCACAUGGACGCUUCUGCUGGUUAAGCAUUGCUCUUUGCAAGCUCCUCUUCGAAACAUAAAAAUAUUUGAAAGGUAGGAAUGUCAAAUUCUUCAAGAGGGUAGACAAUGACAGGUGCCUGGGUGGCUCAGUUGGUUAGGCCAGGCUGUUAAGUAACUCCUGGUUUCGGCUCAGGUCAUGAUCUCAUGGUUCAAGAGGUCCAGCCCCACACUGGGUACCCUCCCCCUCACCCCAACAGCAUGGAGCCUGCCUGGGAUUCUCUCUCUCCCUCUCUCUCUGCCCCUCCCUGGGCUUGCUUGCG